This is a messenger RNA of Talaromyces rugulosus, 1662 nucleotides long. RefSeq lists its product as uncharacterized. Gene Ontology annotation, biological process: regulation of DNA-templated transcription. Bases 1 to 1662 code for a protein of 553 amino acids. The transcript is spliced from 2 exons. The record is from RefSeq and is a predicted model, not a curated record. Gene Ontology annotation, molecular function: DNA-binding transcription factor activity, RNA polymerase II-specific; zinc ion binding. Lineage: Eukaryota; Fungi; Ascomycota; Eurotiomycetes; Eurotiales; Trichocomaceae.
AUGACUACGUGUUCGUCUGGACAUGCUGGGCCCGAGUAUUCAUCACACCAGACAGAGGUGGAGCACGCCUUUGAGAAGCUCGUCCGGAUAGUCAGCAAAGUCAAAUGCGACGAGGGGAAACCGUUCUGUCGGCGGUGCUGUCGCCUGGGCAGGCGAUGCGAGUAUAGAAAUGAUGGAGAUAGAACUAGAGAUGGAGAUGGAAGUGGGAGUGGAAAUGGAACCGCCCAGACUCCAGCCCCUUUAGUUUCAGAGUCUUUUGAUUCAGGGCCUUUUGAUUCAGAGCCGACGCAAAUCCAGCGCCAGACGCUUUCAUCGCUGGAACGAUCCGCAGAGGAGCGGCGAGCAUUCGAGUUCUACUUUCGCCAGGCUGCCCCUGGGAUCUCGGGCGUCGUCGACAUGGCAUUCUGGCGCGGGAUUGUUCUGCAGCUGGGCCAAACGCAGCCGGCCAUCUGGGACGCGAUUAUCACGAUCGGCACGCUAUAUGAGAACCCCCGGUACCGGAAUAACGCGCACACACAUUCCAACCUCAUAGACCAGUCCACUGUCGACGACACGCAUCGGCGAGCACUCCGGUGGUAUGCGAGAUCGCUGUCGAACGUGCGCGAGCAGCUCCAACGGGGCGCCGUGGAUCUCCAUGUUGCCUUAAUUACGUGCCUGCUAUACAUUGGCAUCGAGACGAUGCAAGGGCAUAUCAAGGAGGGGUAUCAACUGUAUGGCCAAGGCGUCAAGCUGGUGUCUCAGAUACACGCGCGAAACCAGAGCAGCAACGCGAAUAACUUUGGACUUCUCGGAGAUGUCGCAUUGCCGGUGUUUGUGCGAAUGGGCAUUGUGUCGUCAAUCAUGACGGGCCUGUCGCUGGGGGUCAAGUCGGAGAGCGGGUUUGUUAUAGACGAGCCGUACCACUUUGACAGCGUAUACGAUGCGUACAUGUCCCUGCACAAGCUUGUGCUGCAUUGCACGACAUUUGCCGAAGGGGUAUUUAGGAGACUGCUCAGGUCGGACGAGGAGGAUACGAGCAAGCGGGUGGCACAGAUACUUUUACAUUCACGACUCGACGACUGGCGGCGAGCCUAUCAAAGGCUAGACGAUGCGCAAGGGCUGAGCCGGUCUACAGAAUACAAAGGGCUGGCAGCGUUGUUUCGGAUGUCUUGGGCGUGUGCGUCAAUUAUUGUCAGCACGGCGGACAGCAAGGAACAAAACAUCUACGACCAGUACAUUGACUUGUUUGAAGAAAUGGUGCAGGAAGGGGCACUCAACCUGACAGCGACGGCGACGGCAGACGGCAGCCAGCCGGGGUUUACCUUUGAGAUGGGAGUCGGACUGCCUUUAUUCUUUGUGGCUAUAAAAUGCCGGCAGCCGCGCUUGCGACGCGAGGCGAUCCGACUCCUGCAGCAGGCACCGCCAAUGCAGGGACUGUUCAAAAGCGCACGAGCGGUCUAUCUUGCAUCCAAGGUGGUCGAGCUCGAGGAAGACCGGCCAUUCACGCUCGACCUGGCAGCAGAGAAUGAUCAGCAGCUACCGGCCGAGAACCGGCGGGUCGAGAUCCUGCUAUCUGUUGGGGAUCCGCUUCCCAAGGACAGAAUUUGUUUUCUCCGGAGUCACUGGGACAGCGAGCGCGGAGAGUGGCGUUUGGUGGAGGAAUCCAUUGAGCUGGAGGAGUGA